Molecule: messenger RNA, 8488 nt
Organism: Labrus bergylta (ballan wrasse)
Lineage: Eukaryota; Metazoa; Chordata; Actinopteri; Labriformes; Labridae
Source: RefSeq, a predicted model, not a curated record
GCUCGCUGGUCGCUGCUCAUUGUGCGACUCCAGCGAGAGAAAUUUCCGCUUCCUGCACCGAUAAACAACAACCGAGCAGGCAACACACAACGAGCCGACACGAAGUUGAGGCGCAGGGGGGACAGGGAGAGAGUGAACACCGCGGGAUUUACCGCCUGUCUCGGGGUUAAAACACACCCCCCCCCCCCGGACGACUGCAAUAUGUUUCCACUUGCAGACGGCGAAUAGCACCAGACGGACCAACUUUCCGUUUGCAUUGUACUCGGAGCGUUUUACGCAUUUUGCACCACCAAGGAGCCUCUAAAAAAAAAAAAAAAAAAAGGUAAAGAAAGGAGGAGGAGGCGACACCGCAAAACCACACAAGGAGUAGCCAGGCUACUACGGGUAUUCCUCCGAAUCAGCACCGUCUCCAGCCUCCAGGAUGUCGGAGCGAGGAGGGCUCCCGCGGACUGGGGGCGUCCCGUCGCCGCACAUGCAGCCCUCCAAGCCGGUCAGCAUCACCUCCAACCGGCCGGUCCACAUGAACCUGUACGCCACCUGGGAGGUCGACCGCUCCUCGCCCAGCUGCGUGCCGAGGCUCUUCAAUCUGACCCUGAAGAAGCUGAUUAUGCUGAAGGAGCUGGAUAAAGACCUCACCUCUGUGGUCAUCGCCGUCAAACUGCAGGGCUCCAAGCGGAUCCUUCGCUCCAACGAGAUCCUGCUGUCCUCAGCGGGGCUGACAGAGACCGACCUGCAGCUCACCUUCUCCCUGCAGUAUCCACACUUCCUAAAGAGGGACGCCAACAAGCUUCAGAUCAUGCUGCAGCGACGGAAGAGAUACAAGAACCGGACCAUCCUGGGCUACAAGACUCUGGCCCUGGGACUCAUCAACAUGGCCGAGGUGAUGCAGCACCCAAGUGAAGGCGCCCAGGUCCUCGGGCUCCACAGCCAACUUAAGGACGCCUCAGUGCCCGUCGCAGAGAUCCGAGUGUACUCCCUGUCCAGCCAGCCCAUCGACCAUGAGGGCCCUAAAGCAAAGAUGUCUGAUCGAUCUCCAGACAUCGACAACUACUCUGAAGAGGAGGAGGAGAGCUACUCGUCAGAACAGGAAGGCAGCGAUGACCCCAUUCAUGGACAGUAUCUGUUUGACGAAGAAGACGAAGUGAGGAAGAAGAAACCGAGACGCAAGCUGCCUUCAAAUGCCGCCAUCACCAGACAACCGAACAUCAAGCAGAAGUUUGUCGCCUUGCUGAAAAGGUUUAAAGUCACCGAUGAGGUCGGUUUUGGCCUAGAGCAUGUCUCCAGGGAGCAGAUCCAGGAGGUGGAGGAGGACCUGGACGAGCUCUACGACAGUCUGGAGAUGUACAACCCCAGCGAUAGUGGGCCGGAGAUGGAGGAGACCGACAGCAUCCUCAGCACCCCCAAACCUAAGCUAAGGCCGUACUUUGAGGGAAUGUCUCAGUCCAGCUCGCAGACGGAGAUCGGCAGUCUGAACAGUAAAGGGAGCUUGGGGAGAGACACCUUCAGUCCGCAGGGGGAGCAGCAUCCACUAGAGAAGAUGAAAACCUCCCGCAGCCGCAACCUGGAGGAGGCGCUGUCUGAGACCGACACACUGGAGCUGACAGAUCAGGAACUGUUUGCCGAGGUGGGCCCCUGCAUCACUGUGUCAGUGGCCGAGAAACCCCGUACCCCCAUGAAGAGCAGCAAAAGUGAGACCCAGGCCAUGCCGUCACCGAGGUUGGACGGAGGCCACACCCCCCGACAGAAGCGCAUCAGCACGCCCAUGAAGGAGCGGCAGCUGUCCAAACCCCUGAGCGAACGCACAAACAGCUCCGACUCCGAGCGCUCCCCGGAGCUGGGGCACAGCACGCCUCUUCUGAGGAAGCUGGUGUACGACCAGCUGAACCAGAUUCUGUUAUCGGAUGCUGCGCUACCAGAGAGCCUGAUUUUGGUGAACGGCACGGACUGGCAGGGACAGUAUGUCGCCGAGCAGCUCCAGGUGCAGAGGCAUCCCGUGGUGUGCACGUGUUCGUCGGCCGAGAUCCAGGCCGUCCUGUCUGCCGUGCUCACUCGCAUACAGAAAUUCUGUAACUGUAACUCGUCCAUGCCGCGUGCCGUCAAAGUGGCGGCGGUGGGCAGCCAGAGUUACCUGGGAGCGAUCCUGCAGUUCUUCGUCACCCAGCUCGCCAACAAGACGUCCGACUGGCUCAACCACAUGCGCUUCCUGGUCGUGCCGCUGGGCUCCCAUCCUGUUGCCAAACAUCUCGGCGCCCUGGACAACCGCUACAGCUCCUCCUUCCUGGACGGAGCGUGGAGAGACGUGUUCAGCCGCUCCGAGCCGCCGCAGACAGAUCAGCUGGACGUCGCGGGGAGAAUCGCGCAGUACAUCAGCGGAGCCACCGUCACACACCAGCUUCCCAUCGCUGAGGCCAUGCUCACGUGCAAACACAGGACGCGAGAUGAGGACUCGUACCAGAAGUUCAUUCCUUUCAUUGGGGUGGUUAAGGUCGGUCUCAUCGAGUCUGGUCAGUCUCCAACAGGAGACACUGACGAGGGCGUGGCGGUGAGCUUGGCCGUCCCCUCCACGUCUCCCCCGUCCCACGGCUCGCCCACGGGGAUAAUUAAAGAGGCGGCCACGCCCCCGUCCUCCCCCUCCAUGGGCAGUGUCCUCUCAGUGCAAGGGAGCCCGAGCAUGUCUCACGGCGUGGACGCCAUCGGCCUGCAGGUGGAUUACUGGCUCGCCUCGCUGGCGGAGAAGCGGCGGGAGGGCGAGCGGCGCGACACGAGCUGCAAGAACACGCUGAAGAGCGCCUUCCGCUCGCUGCAGGUCAGCCGGCUACCAGGAGGGGGCAGUAGCGACCCGCAGGCCCAGGUCAGCACCAUGGCCAUGACGGUGGUCACGAAGGAGAAGAAUAAGAAAGUCCCCACCAUCUUCCUGGGAAAGAAGCCCAAGGAGAAGGACGUGGACUCCAAGAGUCAGGUCAUUGAAGGCAUCAGUCGCCUCAUCUGCUCGGCCAAGCAGCAACAGACCAUCCUGAAAGUGUCCAUAGACGGCGUGGAGUGGAACGACGUGAAGUUCUUCCAGCUCGCCGCCCAGUGGCCCACACACGUCAAAUACCUACCUGUCGGACUUUUCGGCUACAGCAAGCCGCCCUCCUAGGGGUGAAGACCCCCGAGCGUCAGCAGCCACAGAGCUGAGCGGACUGACUUCUUUCUUCCUUUAGUUUCAGUUUGGCUACAGUCAUCUUGUGUCUUUUUUGGGGAGGAGGAGGAAGAGGAGCGCUGUUACUAGUCACUUUAACGCCCCCUUUUUGUGUGUGCGUGGCGAGUGCGUGCACACGUGAAUGUACAGUGUGUGUGUGUGUGUGUGUGUGUGUGUGUGUGUGUGUGUGUGUGUGUGUGUGUGUGUGUGUGUGUGUGUGUGGUGUGUGUGUGUGUGUGUGUGUUUUUACAAGGGGCUUACAGCACAAGUUUAAUCGCUAACUGCCAUUUAUGUUUCCGUUUUAUGGAAUGCAACAGCAUGAAACAACCCACUGAUUUUAACCCCCGUUAAAAGUCCAACCCUCAACGCAAGACCCCCGCCCCCGUCCCGCCCCCGUCCCGCCCCCGUCCCGCCCCUGUCCCCGUCAAGGUCCCCACUGCUCACCUCGACAAACCUGAUCCCCCACACAUGUGCAUGCUCCGAAACGAACUCGUAACUCUAAAUAAAAAAAAAAACAGAAAUGCAGCAGGGCUUCAAGUAAUGCAUGAAAAGAAAACACAAAGCAUGUGAUGAAUCCCACCUCCACAUCAGCAGCACAGACGCCCUUCAAAAUAAAAGGCUUUAGUGUAUUUCAUUUCAAGGGCUUCUAUAUGAUUACACAUAUUUUGUCUGUACCAAAAUCAGUCAUUUUGGAUGUCUAAUGCCAACUGUAUUCUUUCACAGAGAAGAGAAAAAAACAAUAUCUGUACAUGGGAAGUGUCUUUCUUUAUUGUUCUCCAGUGGAAAAUAGUUUAAAAAAAAACCUAACAAAAGAAAAACCUUUAAAGGUGUUUUUGCGAUGCACAGUGUUCGUCUUUGUGAGAGCUUCAGGAUUUCAGGGCGGGGUCGACUGUGACGUGCGGUUUUCUUUAGCUACGUAGUCGCUAUGCACCUGAUGAACACACAUGUGAGCGUCUGCAGAGAGAACAGCCGGUAAAAUACACAUUCAAAAACAGAGCAAAGAAAAAUGUGCAACAAGACGACAGAAUGCAUAUUUAAGCAGAAAUGGGAAAAGCAUGUUUAUAUCCUGCUUUUUUCAAAGGGUUCUACGUUGCGAACACGGCAGUCAAACAGCUGCAAUAAGCACAAUGUGGUUAGCUCGUUAACUCUCCAAUAUCUUUUUCUUUUUUUGGCAAUAUUCUGACCGCAGACCUGCGCAGAAAUGAAACAUAUCCAUCCAGGGAACAGAAAGAAAUGUUUGUGUUUUGAUUUGAGUUAUUUGUGCACAGGUCUGCUACAUGCUUUCUCUAGUAUGUUGUGAGGUGAUUAGUGUGUGAACAGUAUCUGGUAACACGUGUGUGUGUGUGUGGUGAAAUCAGUGUAACGUGGUCAAACUUUAUACAAAAACAAUAUCACUAAAAAAAAAGACAAAAACUUUUUUCUACCAUGUGACAGAGGGGACGUGUGUGUGUGUGUGUGUGUGUGUGUGUGUGUGUGUGUGUGUGUGUGUGUGUUCAUGAUGUGGUCAUUAUCAAUGUCAUUGAUAAUCAGAUUAGGGCUGUGAAAUCUGCAGGAGGAGACUUGUUCAUGUUGGAGCCUGGCUCAAGGCAAAGGCAGAAUGUUUUUCCUUCAUUAAAAAUGUCGAGUGAUAUGGAAGACAAGUAGUGCCACAUGGGAAAAAAUUUUUUAGAAUUGAGUUUAAAGUCAUGAUUUUGAACAUAAACACAGAAUUAAAGUCAGAACAAAACAAACAUCAUAUAUUUAAUUUUACACUCAGAAUUCAGGCUUUUUUUUUUUUAAACUCCAAACGUUCAUACAUGUUUUUAAAUCUGCCUGUUUUCAACCCCCGUAGAAUUUUUUUUUAAUAUUGAAUAACAUUUUUGUGAAAUAUCUUCAGGUUGUAUCAGGUUGUAUUGGCCUAAAUCCAACCAACAAAUCCAGAAGACAAUUAAGGAAGCAAAUAAAAAGUUUUGUGUUUUAAGCAAAUGUUUUGUCAAAGUUUUGUGUGAGAAAUCACAAAUACAAUCAGAAUUAGGAAAUAUUUUUAAUUCCAGUUAAAAGUUGGAAUUCUGGCUUUAAAAUCAUCUGCCCUAAAAGAAAACUGAAAUCUUUCAUGAAAAAAAUAGGAUUAGAGCCACAGGUGAAAAAAAAUUAGUUUGGAGUCAUGAUUAGAAAAAAAUUAAGAAUUUAAUUUAAAAAAUAAUAAAGAAUAGAAAAUUAAAGUUUAAACUCAGACUUGUGGCUUUUAUCUCAGAAUCGUUCCCUAAUCAUCCUCCGUAUAUAACAUAGAAAAUCCUCAACUACAUUUUAAUGAAAUCAUCUGAUUGAUUGAUCUGUGCAAAUAUGGAAAAAUACAGGAGAGGAUAAGGGAAGCAUUUAUCAAAAACUUUUAACUUUUAACUAAGAACAAUUCCUGGAAUAAACUCAGAAUUUUAGUCAGAAGAAAAGCUCCAAAUCCAAGUUUAAACUGAAUUUAUCUUUAAAGUGACUACUUGAAUACAUCUUUUACAUCUGUUGCUAAAAUUCAGUCUGAUUAAUUUUGUUUUUAAGAUUUAAAGAAGUCUGUUCAUCUCUGCCUUGUGUCAGCUGCAUCAUAAAAACUCUCCAACUGCAGCGAAGUAUUAGCAAAGUAGUUUCUUCAAAUAGUGUUUAUGCCGUUGUCUUUGUUUAAGUCGUGUUUUUGUUUGUUUAGAAAUCGAUUUGAAGCAUUUGGAUAUUUCAGUGUUAUAGUUGUGAUGUCAGCAGCGCGUCUUAAACUCGCCUCAUUUCUCUGCUGGACGACGGCGGAGGGCUUUCAGAGCUCGCUGGUUUGUUUCUCUCUUUGAUUGGUUUAACUGUCGUCACCAGACAAACACUCGGCUUGGUGCUGAAGGCUUCUCAGUACUUUCACAUUUGAAUGUAUUUCAUUAAGUUUACACUUUAGUGCAGAUGUUAGAAACGUUCCAACACGUCCAGUGCAGGAACAGAUGACUGACAGGACGGUGUUUUUUUUAUGUGUCAAACAAGAUAAAACAACCAGUGGGUCUCUUGAACGCACCCUUCUCUAAACCUGUAGUCCUUUUCACGUGUUGCUGAAAACCAGUUAAGGGCUUCACAGACAGACUGACUGACUGACAACAUCAUCAGUGAGCUUUCAUGUGACCACAUUAAUCCAAAAUGUAGGACAUCCGGGGGGAAAAAAUAAAAUAAAUAAAAGUAAACUAAAUUUCUGUUUCGAACAACAAACCAACAAUUUUUUUUACAUCACUUCAAAAAUUGCCAAUUUGUGACUUUUCACUUCCUUAAAACUCGAAAAAAAUCACUAAAGAAUUCAAUGAAGUUCUGCUUUUGCACAUGAAUGGAAUUAACUUUUGGGUUGCCAGGUUGGGAGGCCAAAUUCAGCAAAGUGUCCCUUUGGUUUGCUUACAAUAUAUCCCUUGCUUGUUUUUUUUUUUUAUUGCAGCACUUUCAAUAUUAUCAUGAAAAUAGAAAACAAACCCAGAUCAGACACCAAACUCUUUCGGUUUCAUCUUUUUGUGUCUUUAAGCUCAUUGUUUUGGUAUCAGGGCGGCAACAUUACUUGUUUUGAGUGACAAUUACAGCUCAGCUUAGCUUAGCUGUUUUCUGAUGUCAAAACAUUUCUAUCAAAAGAAGCUCUGAAACUUUCUUCACACUACCUUUUGCACCAAAACUUCCAACUUAAUGACUAACGAGGGGAAAUAGUGGUGCAUUAGCAACCACAAGGCGCCGUAUUAUUUAGAGUUGGUGGAGACCAAACAUGGAGCUAAAAGAGAGUUAAUAUUGUACAUCAGGUAUCCAACUUUAAGUUAAUGAUUAUGUUAUUCUGAAACUAGUAAUGUCUUUCCUUGAUCCCUAACUUGUUAUAACUUUGAAAUUGGACAAUAAGUUAUUCAUGUUAAUUGCUGCCCCAAGGCCGGAAACAUUUUUUUUAUUUUUUUAUUUUUACAAGGUAUAAUGUAAAUAAACAAUGAAAGGGAUUCUUCACAAAAAUGAAGUGGCAACCCAAAACAUAAUUUACUUUGUGCACUGUAAUAACUUCUUUUAUUAGUUUGGUAUCUUUAUAUCUCAAACUUUUAAUUCAAAUUAAGAAAUGUUUCAUUAAAGUACGCUUUAUAACGACAACAACGCCAAACUUGUCACAUUUGAAAAACUGGAUUUUAAACCAUGAAAAUCGUUUUAGAAUGAAGUACCGGUAUUUGAUAUUUAACUUACACUGUAACCAUGGGUAAUCUUGUGUCUGUUGUUUAGAAACAACCUCAUUAACACAAAAUGCUCUUUGCCUUGUAGUGUCGUUAGCUUAAAUAUUGAAGCAUUGCUGUGAAUCCAAACUUGUCAGUAAUUGUACAAAGUCAAAAUUGAUUGACGACUCUUUUUCUUGGAGGGGAUUGAACAUCAGCUGAGUCUCCCUGAACAUCGAUUUAUUCUACAGAAAAAAGAGGCGUUAAAAGAAAAAUCACUGCCAAAAUUACAUUGUGAAGAAGUCGUGAAUAUAUCGAACGAGACUUUGAGUUGUUUUUUUUUGGUUGUUCAUAACAACAAAGUGAUCCUUUUUCUUACGUCAUCGUUUCAAUGUUUGGAGGAAGUGAACCCUUUUUUUAAUCCCAUCCGUCUCUCUGCUCAUUCUCACUGUUUACAUGUUUUUUCUAAAGUCUCUGGUUGUUCCGUGCGUUAAGUCUUGAACCUUGUUCCUGUGUGUUUUUACCUGUACCUCUGUACCUGUGUCGACAUGUGUUUGUGGCGGUGGUUCCUCUGUCCUUUGACUUGUCGUGGUUAGAGAAUAGUAUCUGUUUGGUCCGUCAAUAAUCCACAUCAGUGAUCAGCAGUCUCUUUUCUCGACACCGUCCUCGGAUAAAGUGUCUCUCUGAUGAUGAAACUCUUCGUCAUCGGGCUUCCACGAGCUUAGCUUUCUGAAAACACAAUAAACAAUACUGUCCCCAUUCCCUCACAGCUUGUACAUUUUGCUGUCUGUCUUUACGGGAACAGGAUUGACCUAUGAAAGCAGUAGAUUUUCCGCCUGGCUCAGAUCAGGACGUCCUCAGCUUGUUGACAGUAUUUUGCACACGCCAUUGUUUUCUUCAGCAGCAGACUUCAGCUUUUUUGCCUUUUGCCUAUAACGAUAAUAAUAAUAAUAAUAAACUAUAACGCUUGUACAUAUCAGAUAGUACUUGUUAUAUUGUAUUCCAUUUUUUUUCUUUUUCUUUAUUUCAACAUGUUUUGUAGUACUGCUUUUUCAUGAUUGCGUUUGUCAAUGAAAACAGAUGUGGGGUGGAAAGUGGAAGUGUUUAUUGUUUCAUUUGUUUUUUUAAAUAAACAUAUUCCUGAUUUGUA